This is a messenger RNA of Halichondria panicea, 1224 nucleotides long. Its product is annotated as pyruvate dehydrogenase protein X component-like. Gene Ontology annotation, biological process: pyruvate decarboxylation to acetyl-CoA. The transcript has 5 exons. Gene Ontology annotation, cellular component: pyruvate dehydrogenase complex; mitochondrion. Bases 48 to 1136 code for a protein of 362 amino acids. The record is from RefSeq and is a predicted model, not a curated record. NCBI's taxonomy places the organism in Eukaryota, Metazoa, Porifera, Demospongiae, Suberitida, Halichondriidae. Gene Ontology annotation, molecular function: acyltransferase activity.
GGGGCUGGUGGAGGAGGAGAAAAGGUUUAAAGGUCAUCUCUCGAGAAAUGGCUGUAAAUAUAUCUAAAGACUUAUUCCGACUCUUUGGACUCUCUGGGAGGUUUGGAUGGUUAACAACUUGCUCAACAUCAAUGACAUGUGUCCAAGCAAGAUCUCUGAGAUUGCUGGAAAGUGGAAGAGGAGCUGGUUCAAGCAACAACCUAGCAACAAGACAACUGCACAGUACUAGCCAGCAUUGCUUGGGUGUGCCUGCUCAAGAUGCCUCAGUACCAUUGUCACCUGCUGUACGGUACCUGGUAUACACUCACAAUAUCUCCAACUUGUCUCAGAUUACAGCCACUGGACCAGGCCACAGACUACUAAAGGGGGACAUCCUUCAGUAUAUUCAAGAAGUCAAAGAUGGCCGAUCCGUCCAACCUGCUACUAAAACCACCGUCCAACCUGCUGCUAAAACCGAUAAAAAAAAGCCUUCCCAACAAUUGGCCAAGAGUGUGUCCCAAGGCUCCAAGCAGACCUUCACUGAUGUCCCUGUGGAUAGUAGCAGAGUUGCAGCUGCCCAGAGAGUUGCUCAACACAAAGCGUCCACUCCUCACACAUACACCAGUUCCAGCUGUGCUCUGGAUCGUGUCUUUGAGCUCGGCUACAGUGAUCACCACCACCUCACAGCUUUCCUUGUCAAAGCUGCUGCUCUCACAGUUCAGAGAGUCCCCCAGAGCAACUGUGUGUGGGUUGAUGGUGACUCGCGGCCAUUGCCCUCCAUCAGUGUGUCUGUACUCGGCGGAAGUGGGACAGUCAGAGUGGGCGGAGCUGCUGGACAGUCCCUCAAGUCAAUCGCUAAGAUUGUUCAAGAAGGUUUUGCAACCCAGGACAAUAAGAGUGAGAACUCCAGCAUAAGCCUCUACCAUCUGGAAGGAGCUAACAUCGCACACUUUACGUCAAUCGGAGAUCCCACCAGUUCCUCCGUUCUCUGUAUCGGGUCCCCUCAUCUCGUCCUUAAUGACCAGGGGACACUCUCCAAAAGAGUGACAGUCACACUUACCGCUGAUGCUCGCUUGUUGGACUAUGAACUCUGUUGUCACUGGUUGCAGACAUUUUGUAGCAUAGUUGAGGCACCUGAUACCAGUGGACUCUUAUAGUAGCUACAUAUAAACCCACCCUCAUGUUAAUGUGCGUUUGUGUAUAGUGUUUUUGUAAUGAUUAGUUCCUGUCAAUUAUCUGCUUGUA